Messenger RNA from Egretta garzetta (little egret), 3352 nucleotides. RefSeq names its product GUF1 homolog, GTPase (gene GUF1). Lineage: Eukaryota; Metazoa; Chordata; Aves; Pelecaniformes; Ardeidae. Bases 139 to 1971 code for a protein of 610 amino acids. The transcript has 16 exons. Gene Ontology annotation, cellular component: mitochondrion. Gene Ontology annotation, biological process: positive regulation of translation. The record is from RefSeq and is a predicted model, not a curated record. Gene Ontology annotation, molecular function: GTP binding; mitochondrial ribosome binding; GTPase activity.
UGACAAAGUUUUUAUAUCUCUAUUCAACCUAUGCCUCUUCUGGAGUUAGUCCUUUUUUAAAGGCCAGGUCAUAUUGCACGUAGAGGCUGUAACCAUGGUUUCUGAAAAUAAUUUUCUGUUUUUCAGGAAAAAAUAGAUAUGUCGACGUAUCCUGUUGAAAGCAUUAGAAACUUCAGUAUUAUAGCUCAUGUAGAUCAUGGCAAAAGCACGCUAGCAGACAGAUUGUUGGAAAUUACAGGAACAAUUGCUAAAACUGAGCGUAAUAAACAAGUGCUGGAUAAACUGCAAGUGGAACGUGAAAGAGGAAUUACAGUUAAAGCACAAUCUGCAUCUCUCUUUUACAGUCAUGAAGGAGUAAACUACCUCUUAAAUCUCAUUGACACGCCAGGCCAUGUAGAUUUCAGCUAUGAAGUAUCACGGUCACUGUCUGCCUGUCAAGGUGUGAUACUCGUGGUGGAUGCAAAUGAGGGUGUUCAGGCUCAGACAGUGGCAAACUUCUAUCUUGCUUUUGAAGCACAGCUUGCAAUAAUUCCUGUCAUAAAUAAGAUUGACUUGAAGAAUGCAGAUCCUGAACGAGUUGAAAAACAAAUUGAGAAGCUGUUUGAUAUCCCUAUAGAUGAAUGUGUAAGGAUUUCUGCUAAACAAGGAACAAAUGUUGAAAAAGUUCUUCAAAAGGUCAUUGAGAAGAUUCCACCACCCCACUGUAGUACUACUGAUCCAUUGAAAGCCUUAGUAUUUGAUUCCACAUUUGACCACUACCGAGGCAUCAUAGCUAACGUUGCGCUCUUUGGUGGGGAGAUUCAGAAAGGGCAUAAAAUUGUGUCCGCGCACACAAAGAAGAGAUAUGAAGUUAAUGAAGUUGGAAUUCUGACUCCAAAUGAGCAGCCAACGCAUAAGCUAUAUGCUGGACAGGUGGGCUACCUGAUCGCUGGAAUGAAAGAAGUAACAGAAGCCCAAAUAGGAGACACGCUGUUUUUGUAUAAACAGCCAGUGGAGCCUUUGCCUGGCUUUAAGUCAGCGAAGCCAAUGGUUUUUGCAGGGAUGUAUCCUGUAGAUCAAACUGAAUAUAAUAAUCUCAGAAGCGCUUUGGAAAGGCUGACGUUGAAUGAUUCCAGUGUAACUGUUCAUCGUGACAGUAGCCUUGCCUUAGGAGCUGGCUGGAGGUUGGGUUUCCUUGGUCUUUUACAUAUGGAAGUUUUUAAUCAACGUUUGGAGCAGGAGUAUAAUAUGUCUGUUAUUUUAACUGCACCUACGGUUCCUUAUAAAGCUAUUCUUUCCUCAGCAAAGUUGAUAAAGGAGUAUGGUAAAACAGAGAUUACUAUUAUCAACCCUGCUCAGUUUCCUGAUAAACUUUCAGUAUCUGAAUACUUGGAGCCAACUGUUCUUGGUACUAUUGUAACACCUCAUGACUAUAUUGGGAAAAUAAUUGCUUUGUGUCAGGAUCGUAGGGCAGUCCAGAAGGAUAUGUUGUACAUUGAUGAACACAGGGUUAUGCUAAAAUACCUCUUUCCACUGAAUGAAAUUGUGGUGGAUUUUUAUGAUGCUCUUAAGUCUCUGUCUUCUGGUUAUGCAAGUUUUGAUUAUGAAGAUGCAGGAUAUCAGGCAGCAGACCUGAUCAAAAUGGAUAUUCUUCUAAACGGAAAUCCGGUUGAAGAACUGGCAACGAUCAUACACAAUGAUAAGGCAUACGCUACUGGUAAAUUCCUGUGUGAACGUUUAAAAGAUGCUAUACCUCGACAGUUGUUUGAAAUAGCCAUCCAGGCUGCUAUUGGCAAGAAGAUCAUUGCAAGAGAAACGCUGAAAGCUUACAGAAAAAAUGUUGUGGCAAAAUGUUAUGGUGGAGACAUUACAAGAAGAAUGAAGCUUUUAAAGAGGCAGGCAGAAGGGAAGAAGUUGAUGAGAAAAAUCGGCAAUGUGGAAGUACCAAGAGAUGCCUUUAUACGUGUUCUAAAGAGACAAACUGACAAAUAGACAUCCGUGACAUGCAGCUGAUUAUUCUCUCAACUUUUUGUAGACAAUAGCAUGAUGAGCUAAUGUAUAAUUUAUCACUGUGAGAGAGAACAUAUUUGACUUUAAAUGGUGUAAAUUAAAUAUAUGUGGGAACAUAAAUUGAAAGGACUAUGUAAUUUUGUAAUAAUAAGUAUCUGUACAUUAUAAAUUAUUUCAUUUGACUGAAUCUAAAAGUUUUCACUGUAUUGUUUUUCAUUACAUUUCAUUGUUUUCAUACUUUUAACACUUAAAAUUUGACAUAAUUAUGAUUAUGCUUUAUUUUUGUAUUGCAAGUCUUUGUAUGAGAGAACAGGAACAAUGUGGUAAAAACUUUGCAAAAAAUAGUUGAAAGGUGUGUAGACAAACAAUGCUGGGUUUUGGGGUUUUCUUAACUAAAAAAAAAAGUUUGAACUGUUGCCACAAAAACAUCAAGCUACUUCCUGUUUUACUUCCUAAAGUUGCUGCUGAUGAUGGAAAAUCCCAUCAGGAAAGACUAAUCAUGACUUUUUUUAACGUACCACACUGUUUAUUUUAAACUUGUUGAAGUGUGUCAGUUUACUAUGAAUACAGCUUAGCUAUGCUAGUCUCCAGAGAAUCAUAAGUUUUAAUAUAUUAAAACACAAGAUGUGUUAACUAUUCCACCAGUAAGACCAAUUCAGGCCUUAAAGAAUUCCUUUGGGCUGAAGGUUUGGUUAAAACAUGUCUUUGUGUACGUAUUGAAGGUUGUUCACAUACUGAAGUUUGUCAGUGAGUUCUCAUUUCAACGCUGUAGUUAAGUGUGCUUAAUAUAAGUUGUUGGUUUUGGAAAUAUAGACAAAGCAAUCAUUAACACAAGUUAACGACCAUACUAUAUGCUGUGUUCACAACUGCAUGCCCACCACCAAAAGCUUUUGAGCUGCUUUUAUUUUUGUAGACCUUUGUGGGACUAAUGUGGGUCUUCACAGAUCUUUACUUCUUGUUACUAUUUUGGAGAACAAAUUGCUUGUAAUACCUAGUAAAGUACUCACCGGGACAGGCUGUGUUUAAAUUUAGGCUUGUAACUACACUUUGAGAUUCAUUAAUCAUAAGCCAGUUCUUUUAUUUCACCCUCAGUACAAGGAUGAAUUGGGAAAAUCCUUGGAGGGAUGGAAUUGAACGGGACACCUCCAGAGGUCUGUCCCUUUCAACCUAUAUUGCUCUCAGAGUCUACAGAAAAAGGAGUGAGGGAAUUUUGACACUUCAGGGGUCUGGGCUUUGUUACUGUUUUUUAUUUGAAGCUAUUCCAGCUGUAUUGAAAAACUGAAGAUCUGGAUGUGAACAAGGUAUCGUAUAUAGGUACCUAAGCUGCUGCUGAUCCUGAAGAUAGGAAAGGUGCUGUGGACAA